CCCGUAUUCCAUACACCACAGCAAAAACUUUCCACCAGCUUUUAGCACCUUCACGAUCCGCUUUUUCUCCAUUCACUCAAAUGCGAGUUAAUGCGCAGCGCAAAUACAAAAUCCAGGCGGUGCCUCCAUCUGAAACCCUGAACAUAACGCACCUAAAAAUAAAUUUUUCGGUUGUGCACAUUGACGAACACACCAUAUGAAUACGUCGUCUAAAUUUAGAAAGCGUUGCAUAGUUUGUAUACAUGUUGUGCCUACAUAAGUAUGUUUAUCGGUGUUAAGUGCGCAAAAAUCAUUAAACGACCCGCACUAUUGUUUACCUAAUGUAUGCGACUGUGUAGAUCAAGGAAGCAACAACUCGGAAGAUAACGCACGGGAAAGUGGACCAACAGGUUCGACUAGUUUUGUAUGAAAUAGGAUACUUCCAUCUACCGCUUCCGCUAGUUCGCGUUCCGAAUUGAAUCCAUCCUUUUUAACAGUUUAAUAAAAACACCACAACACACCAAAACUGCAAAAUGUUGUGGAAACUUCUCGCCGCGUUUCUGGUUGUCGUCACAGUGAUCCACACAGCCGACUGCAUCAAGUGUCACAACUGCACCUCCCACACGUCUACCAAGUGCGCCAAAAUAGAUUCCGGUGACACCUCCACACUCAUUGAGUGUGCGAAGCCAGGUGCUUUUUGCCGAAAGACUGUCCAAACGUUGGUGGAUAGUGGAGAGACGAGGAUUACCAGGCACUGUGGGUUUAUCAAGUUUGAAAAAUACGAUGGAGAUUAUUGCAUGACGUCCAACACCAAUUUUAAGAAGGAACUGAGCUGCCAGUGUUUUACUGAAGCCUGCAAUGGCAGCAAUGGUGUGAAGGCCAUCAGUGCGCUGGUUUUGAUUAUUUUUGCGGUUGUUAUUCGCUAGAGUUUUUGUUAGAGGUUUUCUAGUGUAAGGGGUUUGCAAAAGUUGUGUGCGAAUGACGGUAGAAACGAAUUUCAAGUAAAACUUAUUAUUUUAAUAAAAAUAGUAAGGAAACUCAAAAUUCGAGAGAUCUAGUUUUGCUGACGCUUAUUUUUGUAUUUUUAGUAUUUUAACAAGAAAAAGUGUACUCUGGAAUUAAAUUGUUAUGAAAUUUUUAAA
Zophobas morio is the source of this 1121-nucleotide messenger RNA. RefSeq lists its product as uncharacterized. Lineage: Eukaryota; Metazoa; Arthropoda; Insecta; Coleoptera; Tenebrionidae. Bases 513 to 905 code for a protein of 130 amino acids. The transcript is spliced from 2 exons. The record is from RefSeq and is a predicted model, not a curated record. Gene Ontology annotation, biological process: positive regulation of voltage-gated potassium channel activity; sleep; regulation of synaptic transmission, cholinergic.